AUGUCAGAGUACAAGAUAGGUGAGGACAGGAUCUACGAGCAAAUCAGCAGGCCAAAUGUCUACUACAGGUGGACCAUCAGCAACUUCCAUUUUUUUCUGGAGGAAAUGCGGGAACACUUUACAAGCACAAAUUUUUCAACAGGAGGCAAUGACAAAUGGUGUUUGAGAGUACACACUAAAGGGACCUACAAAGAAAACACAGAUUACUUGUCAGUUUACCUAGUGUUGCUCAGCUGUCCAAAGAGUCACGUUUGGGCAAAGUUCCACCUAUGGAUCUUAAGUGCUGAAGGAGAGAUAGUCCUUGGAAUGAGGGCAGGAAGUGCCAUUAAGUUCCUGCCAGGCUAUGAAUGGGGAUUCAAAAGGUUCAUCCUUCAAGAUUUCCUCAUGGACCAUGUGAAUUGGCUUCUCCCUGAAGGCAAGCUCACCCUCUUCUGGAAGGUGACUGUGUUUCAAGACUCCUUCAGUAUCUGUGACCAGACCAGGAAGUCAGGGAUCCAGAUUCCAAGGUGCACGAUGGCAGAUGAGCUAGGAGAGCUGUGGGAGAAUUCCCUCUUCACAGACUGCUGCCUGGUGGUAGCUGGCCAGGAAUUCCAGGCUCACAAGGCCAUCUUAGCAGCUCGCUCUCCAGUUUUCAGAACCAUGUUUGAACAUGACAUGGAGGAGAGCAGAACAAACCGCGUUGAGAUACACGAUCUGGAGCCCCAUGGCUUCAAGGCAAUAAUGGGUUUCAUUUACACUGGGAAGGCACCAGAUCUUCACAGCAUGGCCAACACUCUGCUGGCAGCUGCUGACAAGUAUGGCCUGGAGGGUUUGAAGAUUUUUUGUGAGGAAACCCUCUGUAAGGACCUCUCUGUGGAGACUGCUGACACUCUCAUCUUGGCUGACCUCCACCAUGCAGGGAUACUGAAAACCCAGGCAAUGGAUUUCAUUACAUCUCAUGCUUCUGAGGUCUCUCAGACCUCAUGCUGGAAGAGAAUGCUGGGCUCGUAUCCCCACUUGGAGUCUGAAGCAUACAGGUCUCUGGCUUCUGCUCACCAUUCUUCACUGGAGCCCCCUUCCAAACAUCUGAAGCAAUAUUUGGGUCUUCUCAGUUGUCUCCUAGAGAUGUCUUCUAGCACUGUAAGCUACUGUUGUUACCAAGGACACCUGGGUAGACUGUGA
Mesocricetus auratus (golden hamster) is the source of this 1161-nucleotide messenger RNA. RefSeq names its product speckle-type POZ protein-like. The record is from RefSeq and is a predicted model, not a curated record. Gene Ontology annotation, molecular function: ubiquitin protein ligase binding. Lineage: Eukaryota; Metazoa; Chordata; Mammalia; Rodentia; Cricetidae. Gene Ontology annotation, cellular component: nucleus; cytoplasm. Gene Ontology annotation, biological process: proteasome-mediated ubiquitin-dependent protein catabolic process; regulation of proteolysis.